Messenger RNA from Adineta ricciae, 1401 nucleotides. The record is from the annotation of a GenBank genome assembly. NCBI's taxonomy places the organism in Eukaryota, Metazoa, Rotifera, Eurotatoria, Adinetida, Adinetidae.
AUGCGUAAUUCCAGGUCAAAAAAUCUUAUCAAUUACUUUUGCGUUGUUGUUUUUCUCUUUUCUGUUGUCCUGCUCGAUCAGUUCGCCUAUAAAUACACUGAAAAAAUAGAUUUGAUUUCAUCGACCUUCAAAUGUUCGCAAUGUUCAUUAAUAUUGCGGGAUCCUGUUCAACUCAUCGGUUGUGGACAUCGUCUCUGUCAGUCGUGUGUUAGAGAACAGCCAGGAGAUUCAAUCACGUGUGCAGAAUGUUAUCAACGAUUUUCGCGGAAAGACUUCCAACGCGAUCGAGGUUUUCAGAAUGACUUGAACACAUUGGUAGUUCAUUGUGCAUAUUGUGAUUGGACGGAUGAAAUGAAGAAGUAUCAGAAACAUUUGAACGAAAUGCAUUCGAAUCCAACGUGUGAAUUCUGUGAGGAAAAAUUCUCAUCUGAUGAAGAUUUUAUUCGACAUCAACUAUACAGUUGCGAAAAAAUAUUUGUCUCUUGUCCUUUCAAACAGUUCGGAUGUCAAGAUCAUAUACCUCUCAUCAGCUUAAAUAAACAUUACCGUACAGCACAACAUCAGUUAAUCCUAAUGAACAUUGUUUUUCGUUGGAAGUCAUUGCUGGCAACAGGAUUGUUGAUCGAUUUUAAGCAAACCGAACAAAUCACAGCAGAUGAAUUACAAGAUAUCGCUGAGAUGGUCAAUAUUUUGUCGGAGACUAUACCUGUUCUAAAAGAUGAUAGUCAACGUAUUAUUUCAGAGGCCAGUCAUCUCCAGGAGAAUCUAAAUGCUAUUUCACAAGAUUGUUCUACAUUGAAACUGUCGAUUCAAGAACAGAAUAGUGUUUUAGAUACUCUCGCAGUCAGCCAAGAACGUCUACAAGCAGAUAUUAAAUCUAUCGAAGGAAUGAUUAAUACUGCCAGUAGUACAACAUACGAUGGAACAUAUAUAUGGAAAAUCGAUCAUAUUGCUGCAAAAAUAAUUGACGCACGAACUGAAAAACAAAUGUUCAUAUGCUCACCAUCUUUUUACUCGUCGGUGACUGGUUAUAAAAUGUGUCUCCGUCUCUAUUUGAACGGCGAUAAAGAUGCGCAUGGAACACAUAUCUCAUUAUUUAUCGUACUUAUGCGAGGUCCAUACGAUGCAAUCCUGGAAUUUCCAUUUCUCUACAAAAUAAUCUUUUGUCUUUACGACCAAACCAAACGGCAAGAUCACAUUAUCGAUUCAUUUCUGCCCGAUGAAACUUCCAAUAGUUUCCAUCGGCCAACUUCGGAAAUGAAUGUGGCCAGCGGCAUAUCCAGAUUUGCUUCGUUAAAAGUAGUUAAUGAAGAAGAUAGUCGAUACACCCGUGAAGAUACAAUGUAUAUCAAAGCAGCGAUCGACUUUCUUCAUAUGCACCGCAUCUCAAUCCAUCCUUAA